UUCACCAGCCUCCCCGCAUUCUCAGCCAGGUGCUGCGCUAGGAGAGGCAGCUCUGGGAAAGCCACGGGCGGGGGGGAGGGAAGCCACGGCCGUAGACACAGGAGAGAAGAGGACCCGAGAAGGCGAAGGUGGAGAGGGAGAGAAGGAGGAGCUUCCUGCCCUCGCCAGCAAAUUACCUGGCCACUUAAUCCCAGAGACUCCCGUACUUGGGCCCCAGCCUCUGGCACCGACAGCCCCCCAGCCAGCCAUCCUCUCCCCCGCCCUUUCUGACCCCGCUCGCCCCCCGGGGCCUGCCUGGGUGCCGAGACUGGCAUGAUCAGCUGAACUUCGCGGGGUUAGCGCUUCUCUCUGGCUUCCCCCUCUGCGGUGAGGAGGCGAGGGGAGCGCAGAGCCCCGGCUCAGGACGGACAGACAGGCAGACCGACCACCGCGUCCAGGCUCGCCUGCUGAGCCGCUGCACUCCCCACCCCAACCCGCCUAGCCUCCGGGACCAUGUCCAAACCUUCAGACCACAUCAAGCGACCCAUGAAUGCCUUCAUGGUAUGGUCCCGAGGCCAGCGGCGCAAGAUGGCCCAGGAAAACCCCAAGAUGCACAACUCAGAGAUCAGCAAACGCCUAGGUGCCGAGUGGAAGCUUCUGUCCGAGGCAGAGAAGCGGCCGUACAUCGAUGAGGCCAAGAGGCUACGCGCCCAGCACAUGAAGGAACACCCUGACUACAAGUACCGGCCGCGGCGCAAGCCCAAGAACCUGCUGAAGAAGGACAGGUAUGUCUUCCCCCUGCCCUACCUGGGCGACACGGACCCGCUCAAGGCGGCCGGCCUGCCCGUGGGGGCCUCCGACGGCCUCCUGAGCGCGCCCGAGAAAGCCCGGGCCUUCUUGCCGCCCGCCUCGGCGCCCUACUCCCUGCUGGACCCCGCGCAGUUUAGCUCGAGCGCCAUCCAGAAGAUGGGUGAAGUGCCCCACACCUUGGCCACCGGCGCGCUGCCCUACGCGUCCACCCUGGGCUACCAGAACGGCGCUUUCGGCAGCCUCAGCUGCCCCAGCCAGCACACGCACACGCACCCGUCCCCCACCAACCCGGGCUACGUGGUGCCCUGUAACUGUACCGCCUGGUCUGCCUCCACCCUGCAGCCCCCCGUCGCCUACAUCCUCUUCCCGGGCAUGACCAAGACUGGCAUAGACCCCUAUUCGUCAGCCCACGCCACGGCCAUGUAACCCCCAUCCCGGCCUGCCAGACCUGGAGGGCGGCCUGGAAGCGGGGUCUGCACCCUGUUCUCUGCGCCUAGCCGGGGCCUGCAGAUGCCCCCUACCCUACCCCAGACUCUGCCUCUCUCUCUUGCACGGGAAUGGUAGGGGCGUCCCGCCGGACCCAAGGCGCAGACAGGUGCCAGAAACUUGUGAACGGUUAUGACAGCUAUACAGCUGCCCCUACCGCGACAGCCCCAAAACGAACCUCCAACUGUGCCCUCUUUGGACAAAAAAAGUAGGCAAUUUUGCUUUAUUUAUGUCCCCUUCUCUUUACUCUGAUGGGCUUUGGACUCCAGAACUCCCAGACCCUGGUAUUAUAUCUAGAAUAUGCAUAUUUUUUUUCUUUUGCACCCUGAAGAAAUAGCUGUCUCUUGUGUUUUGCCAUCAGACACAACUAGGUGCCAUUUGCUCUUCAUGUGUGGGGGGAAAGGCUUAAAAGUUUAAAACCACAGAAAGGAAAACAUUUCUAUUUAAAAUCAUGCUAUGAUAGUGUUUGCUUCUUUAAAAGGUAUAACAAAAGGACCCACAUGGUUAUUUACUUUGUAUAAAGCAGUGCUCCUAGAGACCUGUUUACUUUUAGACAGAAUGUCAGGUUAUAAAGUCAGGAAGUAGAAAGUGAACAAAAAUUUAAAAAAUAAAUAAAAACAUCCUCAAUGGUCAUAAAUGUUUUGACAAUGUCUUGGAAAUGUACCUAGAAGGAUUUCACCUCCUUACUCUGUUCAUUUGUUGAACAAAGAUGUUUUGAAUAAAGACAAUCUG
Molecule: messenger RNA, 2007 nt
Organism: Capra hircus (goat)
Lineage: Eukaryota; Metazoa; Chordata; Mammalia; Artiodactyla; Bovidae
Gene: SOX14
Product: SRY-box 14
Exons: 1
Coding region: 493-1215 (240 amino acids)
Biological process (GO): negative regulation of transcription by RNA polymerase II; positive regulation of transcription by RNA polymerase II; cell differentiation
Molecular function (GO): RNA polymerase II cis-regulatory region sequence-specific DNA binding; DNA-binding transcription factor activity, RNA polymerase II-specific
Source: RefSeq, a predicted model, not a curated record